Molecule: messenger RNA, 1556 nt
Organism: Corticium candelabrum
Lineage: Eukaryota; Metazoa; Porifera; Homoscleromorpha; Homosclerophorida; Plakinidae
Exons: 2
Coding region: 69-1403 (444 amino acids)
Biological process (GO): anatomical structure morphogenesis; cell differentiation; regulation of DNA-templated transcription
Molecular function (GO): DNA-binding transcription factor activity, RNA polymerase II-specific; RNA polymerase II cis-regulatory region sequence-specific DNA binding
Source: RefSeq, a predicted model, not a curated record
UCACCGCGUCCGAUUCACUCAAUCAAUGGGACAAAGCGUUUCAAUUUAUUGUCACAACCGCACAAGCAAUGGGCAAACAAAAGGGCAAACGCGGCAAAGGAGUCAAAGUCAAACUCGAGAAUCAGGACGACAAUGGCGCCCGGCGAUGCGCCUACCCUCCCAUCCUGCCGAGAUCGACGCCGAUGGACAAAACGCACGAGUUUGAAAGAAAAGAAAAAGUAAAACGACCGAUGAACGCAUUCAUGGUAUGGGCAAGAGAGAAACGACCCGAAGUCGCCAAGGAAUACCCGGAUCUCAACAACGCGGAAGUGAGCGAAAAACUCGGAUCGGCCUGGAACGCUCUAAACUGCGAGCAAAAACAGCCAUAUUACGACGAGGCGCAGCGACUUAAGGUCGAGCAUCAGAGACUGCAUCCUGAUUGGGUUUACGAGCCGCGGCCGAAGAGGACGAAGCAUACGGGUGUUUUGCAGAGGGCGAGUGAAGCGAGGCAACUGUAUGGUAUUGUGACGCAUGUGGGUGGGGUCGCCAACCCGUCGCUGUCGAUGCUGUCGGUGACGCAGGGAACGAAUGUGAUCAAUCAGAGUGCGGGAUUUUCCACUACCAGUGACAGUGGCGCUUCAUCCGGUCAACCACAGGAAUUACCAAACGACACAAAUCAAACCGUAUUCGUUCCCAUUCAGCUUGGCAAUGGCAUCACCUACAUGGCGGCUCGAAGAAUCUGCACAGCACCCGCCCUGCCACCCCCACUCGCUCUCAUCAAUCCAAAUGGCAUGCAAUUUCUUCUACACAAUCCACAGACCCUCACCAUCUACCCGAAUUCCAACCCAUCGACUAUGCAAGGUGCAUGUGCCAGCAACGUCGUGUAUAAACCAGGAAUGUCGGACCUACUAGGCGAUUACUCUUACAACGAUCUUGACACUCUAGUGUCCGAGCUCGAGUUCGAUGAAGAAAUGCAAGGGACGAUGAUUGAAAUGGAGGACGAGGACAUAUGUAAAGAAAUACUUGAGGAAAACAAUGAGGACAAAACAAACGACGAGGAAUCGGGUCAGAACCAAAACCUAACGACCCUCGAUCCGGGCUACAUCAACAAAUAUCUCUCACACAUCGAAGAGAGUGGAAACUCCGGAUCCCAACCAUCAAGCCAAGAAUUCAGAGACAUCAAAAGCGACAUCACAAAUUCAACAGGCAUCGACAUGGAAAACAGAGAAGACGACUACAAAACGAAUCAACAACAAAACAAAUUUCUCGGCAGCUACGUCGUCUCCACAGAAACAAAAACAGAGGACAACACGGAAGACAAGGAGAUGGAGACGAUCGUGUGUGAGCCGUGUACAAUAACCGUUUCCACAUCAAACAACUCACACGAGACGAUCCCCCACAUUCGGUGUAAUGACACUGUAUAAAACAGUAUGCUGACCGAGUUCAAGCAUAAGCCAUCCAUAUGGAGCUGUCGCAUCGACAAAAGCUUUUUACCAAUUUAGACUAUUUGAGUGACCACAUUAGCUCCCGGAUGAGAUUAUUAAUCAAAUCCUGGUAGCCAAUAUGUGUAGUGAUCU